AUGAAACACUUGACUCGCGCCGUUCGGCCGUUGCACGUGCAAGCCGCGCCUGUUGCUGCGUCGGCGCACCCAGGUGCCCUCUCGCGUGUUCCUUCUGCUGCCGCCGUGGACUUGCCGGCGCCCACUCCGGGCGACCAGGUGCGGCUCCAGGCGUUGGGGUCUCCUCCGUCGGUGGCCAGUGUGGCCGUGCCGCCGUCCUUGCCGGUGUUUGUCCGCCGCGGCAGUGUUUUGGCGGUGCUGGGCCGCAUAGACCGCAUCGUCUCGGCGUUUGUGGCGCCAAUGUGGCUCCGCCGUUUGACGCUUGGAAACAUUGUUCUGCGCUACCAGCGCCUUGUGGCCACCGAGCCGUUUGCCGUCUUGGCCAGCGCCAGCGCGCCGUCGCUCUGGCCGCAGCUUGUGCGUCGGGCCACGCCCCGCUCAUUUGCGUCGCUUACACUUGACGGCACCGCCGACUGGGCCGUGUUGAAACGCGACGCUUUGCAAGUGUACGCCGGGCCUGCGCUCACGCUUUCGGUGCACGCGGCGCCGCAGCGUAUUUCCCGCCGCUUGGCCCAGUCCCUCAACACCCUGCGCAUCCCCACCGGUUUGCGGCGCACGGGAUACACCUUUGUCAGUGGGCGCGGCGUGGUGGCCUUGGCGGGCCACGGCCUGGUGUAUGCUGCCCGCGUGGCGGCGGACGAGCAACUCACGGUUGCACGCAGCAGCAUCGUGGCCAUUUCGGUCAACGGGCCGCACGACUUGCACAACUGUGUGGCGCAGAUGCCGCAGACCCAAGCGUCUGCCGCAGGCUCUGCCGGCUCUGCCACCUCCGCCGCUGGAUCCAAUUCGCGCAAAUGGACCGAUUUGAAGUGGAAGGACGUGGUGCCGUGGGUGCGGGGCGUGUGGCUGAAGCUCGUGCUGGCGCCGCGCUGGGGGCUGGGCUUUGUGCGGGUGCUGGGCCCACGGACGGUGUUGCUCCAGUCGGGCGGAGCGCAGCAGAUGUGGGAACACACGGUGCGGGGGCCGCGGCUGGCGCUGGCUCCGAAAGUCAGCGCCGACUACUUGAACGUGGUGACGUUUGACCAGGCGCACCGGCCCGAAAUCCGGAGCACGCUGGACUUUGGCGAAGCUGUGCGGGCAAUCGAAAAGACAAAGUGA
Messenger RNA from Clavispora lusitaniae ATCC 42720, 1137 nucleotides. RefSeq lists its product as uncharacterized. The record is from RefSeq and is a predicted model, not a curated record. Gene Ontology annotation, biological process: inner mitochondrial membrane organization. Lineage: Eukaryota; Fungi; Ascomycota; Pichiomycetes; Serinales; Metschnikowiaceae. Gene Ontology annotation, cellular component: mitochondrial inner membrane.